This is a messenger RNA of Patella vulgata (common limpet), 2607 nucleotides long. RefSeq lists its product as uncharacterized. Lineage: Eukaryota; Metazoa; Mollusca; Gastropoda; Patellidae. Gene Ontology annotation, biological process: signal transduction. The transcript has 3 exons. Bases 118 to 2013 code for a protein of 631 amino acids. Gene Ontology annotation, molecular function: protein binding. The record is from RefSeq and is a predicted model, not a curated record.
ACCAGAAUAUUAACGACGAUUAAUUUUGAGGUAUCGUUGUUAUAGAGAGCGAGUCUUGUAUCUUUAAACCGAUGGUAUUAUUGUGUUUGAGAAUAUUGGGAAAUUAACGAUUUAGGUAUGUCUUUAAGGUUGAAUCCCGUGACCGACUACAGAAUGCCCACAUUGAUAGGGAAGGCGGGAUUUCGUAUGUCACCAAGGCGACUCUCCACCAUUAAAUCGAAAGCACGAGGCAUAAACCAUCUCGAGGCUUCACCACCACGUAAUAUUCGUGAUGUCAGAAAGAUGAUGAGGUCAGAGAUUAAAAUGCUGACGAAACGAUUGAUUCGACUAGAGAGGUUAUAUUACGGAACCGACAAAACUAUACACGAUGAAAUCGAAACGUACCUUCGACCAAUUAAAUCUGUAAUGAGGGCAGUAUUAGUGUUUGAUCUCAACAAAGCUUCAAAUAUCGAUGAAGCCUUCUUUCGAGCCAGCAAACCAAAACAAUACCGCCCAAAUAAAUCUGACUUAAUUUUAUUGAAGGAAGUUUACCUUAAGCUUCAGUCAUUUCUUCCAGGUAAAUUAUCUGACAUCGUGGAUUCGUGUGAAAAACUUUUAGUCAAUUUAGAUAAAUAUUGUAUAAGUUUCUAUAAUCGCACAUCGGAUGGAUAUAUCGGGUCAGCCGCCAACUUUGAGGUCCAAAUAGGAAAAUGGCGUCAAGAGAUCAAAAACCACAUGUCGAAUGCUAAAACCGGUUUUAUGAGAUUUAAAGGCAAUGAAAAAAUAUCUUUAGAUACUUCCCAUCUUUGUCCCCAAGUUCGAGAAUUUGCAGAAUCCACAGAUUGUUGCAAUGUCCUUUUCCUCGUGCUCUUCGCAGACGCCAUUUCUAAUAUACGAGCUGCCCUUCUUUUAAUGACGUCGUGGAUGAAAACAGAUGAGAAUUAUGGAUCAUACGUCAGAGCUGAUGCGCGUGAUUUGGAACGUGCAAAAGAGGAAAGAACGAAAACUCUUCGUGACGCGAAAGACAGAUAUCAUUCCUUGACAUUUAAACUUAGUCAAUCGGAAGCGGAUUUGCAGAAACUUACGAACGAGAGUAGAAGUUUGGAGGAUAAACUGGAACCAUUAAAAGAAGAAGAAUCAGAACUCGUUGUCAAAAUACGCGAACUCGACAUAGAGAUCGAGUUUAAAGAGAAAAAGAUGGUGCAGAUAAAGAGAGAAAGCCAAUCGGACAAAUUUCUACCAGAAUAUUACGAGGAAAUUGUUGAUGAUCUAAGAGACUUAAAAGACAAAUUACCAAUUUAUCAAAGACAACUGUCUGGAAUUCGGUACAAGAUACAAUGGCUUACGAACAAGAAAGCCACCCGUGACAAACUCGCGGCAGAGUGCAAGGCUUUAGCAAGACAGUUAAAAGAAGCUGAAUUUGAGAAGAGACAGGCCGAGGACUUUUAUGAAGAAGCUACACGUGCAGUGGAAGUUGCUCGUAGAAUCAGUCUGUGUAAAAACACGAAUGAUUCAGCCGAGAAACUCUACUACAGUAUACCAUUUGGUCCCAAAUCUGAUAGAGACAAAGGAUCAUUAAAUAGCUCUCGACCACUGUAUAGAAUAUGUGAGAUAAUAUCUGACAAUAUAGAGAAAGAUUGGAUGAAAUUAUACAGAAAUUUACUAUUCCACCCAGAACGAGGUUAUCACACCAUAGAACGAGAUAUCGCUCAAAUUAACGAAUCACGUGAUCGCGAUGAACUUCUCGCAAGACACGCAUUGGAUAGAUGGCAGCGACAUCACACGAGAGCAAAGGUCGAAGACCUAAAAGUGGGAUUAAGGAAAAUUCGGCGAUUUGAUAUUUUGAAAAUGGUGAAUGCGGAGCUUGACAUUCCUGAUCAAAGUAUCAGUGAAAAGGACUUAGAGGACAUGGCACCAUCACGUGAUCCGGAACUUAUCCCCUAUCUAAAACAAGUUGAACUAUUUGACCGACUCAGGGCAGCGGGAAAAUUAAAAUUUGAAUUAAGAGAGAAUUCUGUGGCAGAGUUCUAUUGACAUUUUUGUUAGAUAUUAUAGCCUUUAUAAUAGUAAAGUAUAAACCCAUGAUGCUGUACAACACGUUUUAAGAAAAACGGGGGCGAGAACAUUACCAAUAAUAUUACCACAAUAUUCCAGUAUGCGUCUGGUUUUUGAUUUUCCAUUUGUUUGCUUUCAUAAAAUCCCAUCAGUAACACUAAAACGUAGUACAUGUAUUUGGUAUACCAUAUGUUGUGUGAAAUCUCAGUUUCUGUGUUUUAGCAAAGUGACCGCCAUUUAUCCCAGCUAUAAGCCGAGUCCCAGCAGUAACAGCCUGAUUUCUGGAAUUCAGGUUAAUUGGCCACCGAGUGGGAUUUCCGUUGGAACACUUUUUAGUUGCUGUACUCAAAGGCUUUGAACAUCAAUGAAACGUAUUUGCGGCCGUCUAGUUUUCAAAAUUUUCAAGCCGGGUCUCCCAGACCCCUCGGUGGUGCGCCUGGCGCCUUCGAUGCGUUUGCCCACAGCCGGCUUCCAAACAGGUAAUCCUACGCUUAUAUUCUGCGAGCUCCACAACGCUCCGGCUUUCUGUGUAAGGUUGAUUAUAAUAAAUAAAGGGAAAUAACUCGUAAAUUA